AUGGGAAAUUCAUUAUCGCGGGCGUCCCGUUUAGCGGUUUUAAGAUCGUCUUGCCAAAUCGAAGGCUUCUCUACGACUGUUUCAAUCAAGUUAUUUGAAAUUGAGGGGGACUACAUUCAUCUUCGAGAAGGUGCACAAGAAAUAAUAGCAGCCACAUCAUCUGUUGCUAGAGUUGCUGCAGCGCCAUCUUCGUGUCCAACACUGUUACCUUCUGUGGCAGUCACUCCCAUGGCACAACCCCACCGAUUGAAGGUAAACAUCAGGGCAGGGCAACUGGUGCUGCAUCAAGUCCUAGAAGAUAAAUAUAUCUUGGUGCUUGUUGGGGGAAUGCCAUGA
Molecule: messenger RNA, 336 nt
Organism: Fraxinus pennsylvanica
Lineage: Eukaryota; Viridiplantae; Streptophyta; Magnoliopsida; Lamiales; Oleaceae
Source: the annotation of a GenBank genome assembly